Messenger RNA from Cadophora gregata, 4980 nucleotides. RefSeq lists its product as uncharacterized. The record is from RefSeq and is a predicted model, not a curated record. The transcript has a single exon. Bases 1956 to 4640 code for a protein of 894 amino acids. NCBI's taxonomy places the organism in Eukaryota, Fungi, Ascomycota, Leotiomycetes, Helotiales, Ploettnerulaceae.
ACUAGACAGGGGUAGCUGGCCGGCAAGACCUCGGCAUCACCAGAUUCACCUGAAUAGCUUCACAACAGCCGCCACUAGCGUCAAAAAGCGAAGCGAGAAAAUUACAUAUUCUCUACCCCUUUGACCACAAAAAGUCCUUUCUGAAACUCAAUUCAAACUUUUUGUGGCCACCAAGCCGGGUGGAAAUUCAACACCAUAACCUGGUAACGAUUCAGGCUGACCUCGGCCAGGUCCUGAUACACACUCAAAUCUGUGAAUGGUUACAACUACCAGACAAUCAUAGUCGCCAGGUACCAUAUGAGUUCCUACGUACCUGGUAGAGACAGAUUGCACCUCAGCGCUAGCAAGACGAAAAUCACCGGGAUCGUAAAGAAUCGAGCGAAUUCCUGGAACAAUCUCAUCGCUGCGCACCAAGCGGACCGAGAACGUAGCCACGUCGCCAAAGCCUUCCUCAGCGACCAGGUAAAAACAGCCAUAGAUCGAGAAAGAAGACAACAAGCUGACGAUCUCAAAAGACUGGGUCCGAUUCCAAAAGACCCCUUCCCUGAUAUCCUCCCAGCCUUCGCAGACCCCAAGCGCACCUCCGCCUUCACUAGGUUAUUUCGCAAGAUGCCUGCUCCACCACCCACCUUUUUUGACCGGUUCGCUCAGGACUGGUCCCCGGCCCCUAGACACACCACCUUUGAGAAAGAGGCUGUUCUACCAUUUCCAUCCUACUUCCAGGUUCUUAUACCGGCAAUGGAGUGUGGACGAUAUGACUUGGACACUUUAGAAUGGGAUCUGAAUUAUGACGCCGCAGUCGACCGGGUCACAAAAUUCAUUGCUUUCCACGAGAAGCUAGCCGAGAAGGCCACUGAUGAUCACUGCAGAACCUGGCACAAAGGUAUGGUUCGAGCUUCCACUGGAGUACAAAAGCAAUGGCUAGAAACCAAGGAGGACUAUGCCGGAAUCGAGGGAUACGCAAGCUGCAUCCUGAGCUUGGUAUACCUCAAGAUGGAAUGGGAAUGCCUCCAGGGUACCGAAUACCGGGUUGGGUCAUACAAUCUUCGGGGAUGCCCAUCCGAUGAAUGUGGUGGCCAUUUCAGAGAUAAGAACGACCAGGAGUACCCGGCCGAGCCUGAGAGACGCCAACACAAACUGUCGGACCUUUUUUCCGUACCGAAUAACAAGCUCCACAUUCGAGAUCUGAGCCUCCUGCAAACAACCUUUCCAGAAUUUAAGAAUCGGCACUUGCGCUCUCCAAAAGCCUUGACCGCUUUGACCAAGUACUUCAGCGUCCUCCUGAGCCAGGACCCAAACGGAUGGAUCACAAAGGGCCGAACCUGGGGGGUCCAAGCUGGCACCUACGAAGCUGACAAGAACAAGUAUUUCAAAAGAGUGGUCACACUUCAGCUUAACAAAUCUGAAGCGCACAAGGUAGUAUUGUCGAAAUACGUUACCGCCUUUGAUAAGAACGGAGUCUACUUGACAGGCUUUGAAUACAAGACAGGAUCCGAUUCAACUACCUGGGCAAAAGUCAGAGAUUGCGUUAAUUCGUACCAGCCUUACGACAAAUUCAACUUCCCUAAGAAUGAUCGGAAGGGAGAGAAGCUCGCAUUCUACCAGGGACUUGCUGACCGCGGUUGGUGGGCCCCAGUCGCGGAGGCCCGAGUUCGCUUGAAGUUCCCAACUUGGAGAUAUUCGAGAAAUGCUGUCUUAACCAACCACCAUCUCUGAUUGUCCCAACUGGUAAACCUCACCCCGACCAUGCAUUUGGUACAGACCUCCUCGAGGCGGUAGGGAGACUGGGUAGGAAAGGAAGAUCGAGUUCUACACCAAGUAGUGGUGGGGCCCGGAAGAGAUCAGGGGGCAGUUUGUUAUCUGCGGAAAAGGCCGAAGACGAUCCCAUCGACACUAUUGAGAAGCCAGAACCACCUUCGGACUACGAGGGUCCUCCUCGGCCCCGCCGAAGAAAGAUGCCGGACCUAGGUUGGGUCAAAGAUUUCGAGUUGAAUGCUAGAGAGAAUUAUUCUGGAGCUAGUGCACAGAAGGCUCGCGAUUUCUUUGGUAUAAAGCUGGGUGACAAGAAGAUGACACUACUUCCAAAUCUCCACCAAGAUGAUUUCCCCGAACCAAGUGACCAAGAAAUGCAGGUCUGGUCAACGAAGUUCGACCCGGACUCGGUUGACACGGCAAGGAAGGCUUACGAAAUUGCCCUCGAGUACCAAGACCUGUAUAACAAAGCCCAGUACCUGAGACGAAAAGUGCCAACCUUGGACUUGAAAAAGAUGACUGACUACGGAGGACCGGCGCCCCUCGAACGCGAAAUGGACGAGAUCUGGGAAAAUGGCAUUGAAGAGGGACAUCCAACCCCGGAAGCCUUUUUCCGAGAUAGCACCAAGUGUGCUCGGAUUGCUAAAAGCCCUGUCAUGUUAGUUGACGGAAUCCCGUCGAUCCUCUUGGCUUCAAUUACCCUCGUACGAAUCCCAGCGAUGACCUACCUGGCAAACGUUAUCGGUCGUUCAAAAUGCCAUAAGCAGAAUUUCCUUGAUGCUAAGGCUAGGAUCAUCGAGCUCGAGGACCAAGAGGACCGGGGACGCCAUCGCAAGGCUAAAAUAAAGCAGCUGCUAGAGCAAGAAAAAGCCAACAAGAAGAUCCAACCCGCUGACUCUGUUCAGUCUACUAGGUCGCCAAGUCCAGCGUACCUGGAGAUUCCAGAAUAUUCCGAUGCCCUUAAACCUGCUACGUUGGAAGAAAUGGAAGCGUACAGACUUAAACACUACCCUGAGGUAGGUAAGAGAAUCUGGCGAAAGUUUUGCAAAGGAAGUCUAGUGGUGGAAGCCUUCCAAAAGCCAGCUAUGAUUCGCAAAAAGAAGGUCAAAGACUUCCUCGCCAAAUAUCUGAUCGAAAACCCAGUCGAUAAGGCCCGGGAAGACGAGACUCCGAAGAGACCGACUCUCCCAGAAGGAGUAAGAUGGCACACCGACCUCACGAAGGAGGAGUCACAGCACUACCACGAUAGCCAACGUUACUGGUAUGUCAACACUAUGUCCCGGUCCUUGGAGCAGUACAUCAAAAUCUGCGAGGGAUUCAUGGCAUACCCACAGAAGGCCGACCCAGACCUGGAUGUGGAGUCAUACGCAGUUAUUGCAGCCAAUACUAUUCUAGCAUUCCGACCAGCGUGCUUCAACGCCACGUCGGCCCAGGCCGUGGAAGAAGAAGUUACUCGUGUUCUCGCGCAGAUCCAUACCGAGAUGGAAGCUGAGAACCCACUGACUUGGGAGAGCCCUACCCCGACUUGGUUGACGGAGCGCAUUAUGCAACUCGAUGCUCAACCUUCUCCAUAUCCACCUACCCCAGAUCUUGCACAAAUCUCUAAUAUUGGAGAUCUUGUAAGCUGGACCACGGAAGACCUCCCCCGACUUGGAUACUUCUUCGAUGACUACCUGACUCCUGCGGAAGAUACCCAAGAAUCUGAGCAUCAAACCCAGGAUGUGGUACAAAUACCUAGUCCCCGGCUCCAGAAAACUCGACCAUACUCAAGUAGACUAGGUGACAUCUCGGACUACGAAUAUGACAUGACUGCCGACUGUGUCUCGUCGGAUGACACAGAUGAGCGAGAAGAUUCGGACUUCAAAUCGCACCGGGGUGGGUUGGUUGAUAUAGCAGUCACCGGGUCAUCCCAGCACAGCACCGAUGAUGACACCGAACAAUACCGAUCCGCCCUACGUAACCUCGACCUACAAGUGGAGGACAUCCAGGUCGUUCUUGAGGAUCCCUCAUACAUCUUGUUCCACAAAAACCUGGCUGUUGUCUACAAUUCCUUGAAAAAUGGCAAUAUUCCUACCUUUGCAAAGAAGAUGGACAAAUACGCCCUUCGUAUCCCUCUGCGCAAGUUACUUACCAUCCUAAAGUUCAAAACUGAGACAUUAUAUAGAGAAGAAGAGUCGGUCCAAACCCAGGUCAGUCGUAUCCUUAAGUCCACGUGGAAGGAUUUGCAUGUUACCGUGAAGGACAUGACCCAGGGUGUUUGGAUGUACACGUUUUACCUCUGGGUACAAAGCCUGGUAAUUCGAAAGCACUCCCGCUUGCCAUCCCACCAUGGUAACCACAUCGAGCCUGCUAUGUGGAGAUGUCAAAUUUUCGCCGCCGUAUACCAGCAGUACGCAGCCUCGGUUACUAAGCUCCUGGGAAAAGAUGCACUUAUAUCUAACCCCUCAGAAAAUGAUGGGGAUCCACGACGUUCAGACUACGAGGUAGUAAAGGCAAAACUCCCAGAGCCAACUAUCGUACACCUCUCCGACGAAGACGAGGUAGCUGACGGUCCUGUGAAAAAGGUCGACCAAAAGCGCCCACGUGAAAAGGAGAGCCAGGCUGGGGGAGCCGGAGGCACGGAGCAGGGUCAACCACCUUUAAAGAAACAGAAAGUCCAGUCCGAGAAGACAGAGUUGACCCAGGCAAUCAAAAACGGCACACCACCCAAGCCCAACCCGCCAGGUACAAAAGUCUCGUCAGUGAUCCCGUCACAAACAGCCCUCAAGCCUCACACGCCUAAGCACAAGGCAGACGUGGUUGCGGACUCCGACCUGGACCUGGGUGAUGUUGAUGCCCUCAUGGCAAACAUGACCGAAUUGCACUCUGGCCAUGGUGAGGAUGACUAAGUCGCAGAGGUGUCUAGCAGUGCGACUAUACCACCUGCUUAAUCACUCCAGGGACAGGUUGACUAUGGGAGGACCUAGUGGCGGAUAGAUACAUUUGAGAGGAUGAGUCAAAAAUGGGGUGAAGUGGCGUUUGAUUUGAGAACCAGGGUUGUAAAUUAGAAACAAGGUUUUUCCAAGCUUUUACGGUUGAUUAAUAUGAUUAUACACGACAAGUAGGCACCUGGAGGAGCGUCGGAGGAAGAAUACUAUGCCCACCGUGGUCGGAGUAGGACUUGGUAUUUGGACGAAGCUGUGCCAGGUAGCUAGCACCAAAACGGACUUGGUUUCAGAUUAGAGGUCU